AACUAACUAGUAACUAGUUGAACUUUCUGAAAAGCCGAAAUUUGUCGAUUUAUAUUUUAUUCUACUUCUUUUUUAAAUUAUUAAUUACUACAAUUUAUAAGUAUAGUUUAAUUUAAUUUAAUUUAAAAAAAAUCUCAUUAUUAUUGAUUUUAAUUCCAUGCGAUGAUCAACAUACCGAAGCCGUUAUUGUAUGUCAGCGCUUUUAGCACAGUUAUUGGCGGAGCAUAUCUUUUUAAAGAAUCUAUAACCGGCAAGUCUUACAAGAUAAGAACAUCUGCAGCCAAUAAAAUUAUUAUCAUAACGGGAGCCAAUACAGGCAUUGGCAAAGAGGCGGCUAGAUUGCUUGCGAUUAAAAAUGCAACAGUAAUUAUGGCUUGUCGAGAUUUGGAUAAAUGUGAAAAGAGUCGCACAGAACUUGCGCUACAGUCCAGAAACAAACGAUUAUACUGUAGGAAAUGUGAUCUAUCGUCUCAAGAGUCCAUUAAAGAGUUUGCUAACACAUUCAAAAAAGAAUUCAAUAAACUUGAUGUGCUGGUCAAUAAUGCUGGUGUGAUGAGAUGCAAAAAGUCGACAACUAAAGAUGGUAUUGAAACCCAUUUGGGUGUCAAUCAUAUAGGACAUUUCUUGUUAACUAAUCUAUUAUUGGACUAUUUGAAGAAAAGUGCUCCAAGUCGUGUGAUCAACAUUACAACACGUCAACAUAAAUCUAGUCAAAUUAACAAAACCGAUUUAAAUUCAGAUACAUCAUACGAUGAAGAAACGGCUUACAAUCAAAGCAAGUUGGCCAAUCUCAUGUUUACGGCCAAGUUAGCAGAUGUUUUAAAAGACACUGGUGUAACAGUAAAUGCAGUUUAUCCCGGCAUAUGUACAACUGAUCUUUCAAGGCAUUUACCUUAUUACAAUAGCGUCACUAGAUUUAUUAUUAAGCCUUUGGCGUGGCUAUUUAUGAAAUCUCCUUCAAAAGGAUCACAAACCAUAGUACACGCCUCAAUAGAUCCCGAAUUAGAAAAUGUGACUGGACAGUUUCUCAGUAAUUUUGAAGAAGUUUCAAUGCCUAUUCAAGUAAAAGAUAAGAAAACAGUCGACUGGUUAUGGAAAGUAAGUGAAAAGUGGACCAAGCUAGAAGAAGAAAAAAAGUAAAUAAAGCAAAAUUAUUUUUAUUGGUUAUUUUUAUUGUACGUACAUUAGAAUAUGAUUAUAAAACUCGCAGUAACACUAUUAGAAAUACAUUUUAAAUCAUUGAA
This is a messenger RNA of Adelges cooleyi (spruce gall adelgid), 1244 nucleotides long. Its product is annotated as retinol dehydrogenase 13-like. Bases 163 to 1140 code for a protein of 325 amino acids. The record is from RefSeq and is a predicted model, not a curated record. NCBI's taxonomy places the organism in Eukaryota, Metazoa, Arthropoda, Insecta, Hemiptera, Adelgidae. The transcript has 6 exons.